Messenger RNA from Fraxinus pennsylvanica, 897 nucleotides. Lineage: Eukaryota; Viridiplantae; Streptophyta; Magnoliopsida; Lamiales; Oleaceae. The record is from the annotation of a GenBank genome assembly.
AUGGCAUCAGCACUGUUGAACCAAACCGUCUGUGUAAUGGAUGCAUCGGGACGUUUGGGCUCCGCCCUCGUCCACCGCCUCCUUCAAAGAGGAUACGCAGUUCACGCCGCCGUGCAUAACCAUGAUGAGUUGCAGUCUUUUAAGGGAUUAUCGAGUGAGAACAAGAAAUUGAGAGUAUUUGAUUCAGACCCUUUGGAUUAUCACAGCUUAAUGGAGGCAUUGAAGGGCUGUUGUGGCUUAUUUUACUCCUUUGAGCUUCCUUCAGACAACCCCAACUAUGAUGAAUUUAUGGGUGAAUUAGAAGUAAGGGCAGCACACAAUGUACUGGAAGCUUGUGCACAGACAGACACCAUAGAUAAGGUAGUUUUUACUUCUUCCGCCACAGCGGUUAUCUGGAGAGACCAGCACAAUAGCGUCCCAUCUGAUGUCGAUGAAAGAAACUGGAGUGACAUUAAUUUCUGUAAAAAAUUUAAGCUAUGGCAUGGACUGUCAAAAACGGUGGCAGAGAAGACAGCUUGGGCAUUGGCAAUGGACAGAGGGGUGAACAUGGUUUCUAUUAAUGCAGGGUUGUUAAUGCAUCCCAAUCUUAGCAUAAAAGAUCCCUAUUUGUUGGGGGCCGCUGAAAUGUUUAAAGACGGCGUCUUUGUCGCGGUGGACCUUGGAUUCUUAGUCGACGCUCACAUAUGCGUGUUUGAGGACUCUUCCUCCUAUGGACGAUACCUAUGUUUCAACCGUGUAAUAAAUUGCAGCAAAGAUGUUGUCAAGCUUGCAACAAUGAUUUUACCAUCUUCGUCUCCACAAGGGUUGGAGGACGAUCGGGUCCAUGAGCAGAGAAUAAGCAGCCAGAAACUGAGCAAGCUUAUGGUAGAUUUCGAUAGCGAGCUCCAAAUGGAGUGA